Messenger RNA from Peronospora matthiolae, 168 nucleotides. The record is from the annotation of a GenBank genome assembly. NCBI's taxonomy places the organism in Eukaryota, Oomycota, Peronosporomycetes, Peronosporales, Peronosporaceae.
AUGCGUUGGUCGCUUAUGGAGUGGAGCGAGAUUUUGAGCACCACCAUUGCGAAUUGCUUCAAGCACACUGGACUCAUGAAUGGGCCGACUUCACCAGCAGUUGAAGGAGGCGCUUCAGCAGGGGACAUUCAGCAGCCUGUGCAACAGGAUGCAGAUCUGGUUGAUUAG